Molecule: messenger RNA, 4056 nt
Organism: Clarias gariepinus (North African catfish)
Lineage: Eukaryota; Metazoa; Chordata; Actinopteri; Siluriformes; Clariidae
Gene: scn4ba
Product: sodium channel, voltage-gated, type IV, beta a
Exons: 6
Coding region: 291-1022 (243 amino acids)
Biological process (GO): regulation of ventricular cardiac muscle cell membrane repolarization; regulation of sodium ion transmembrane transporter activity; cardiac muscle cell action potential involved in contraction
Cellular component (GO): voltage-gated sodium channel complex; membrane
Molecular function (GO): sodium channel regulator activity; transmembrane transporter binding
Source: RefSeq, a predicted model, not a curated record
UGUUUCCUCUGAUCAGCGGUCUAUUGGCACUGAGUGCGAGCCAGUGGUUUGCAAGGGGAAAGCUGUCUUUUUUUCCUAUCCUGCCUUCCUUCUCUGCUCUCUUUAAAUCUGUUCUGCUAUUUGCACAGAGGCUGCAAAACACAGCCUCUGCUCCGUCUCUCUCUCUCUCUCUCUGACUGGAUCCUACUGCAAAGGAGAAAGAAGAGAAUCCCUUACUUCCAAGUCACACGGGCUGGAGAACUAAGCCACAGGAAAACAAGACAGACUAACAAACGAGAGAGAACAGCCAGAUGGACGAGCGUGCGCACAGAAAAGUGGACAUGGAGGUGUGGAGGACUAGAGGAUCAUUCCAGCACAGAAGCACAAGGUCUGGUGAUGGGGUCCAUGCUAGCAUAGUCAUCACCCUUUUGAUUGGGGUAUGGUGUGCACAGGCACUGGAAGUAUCAGUGGGGAAGGUUAGCUCAGUUGAGGUGAUGAAUGGUAGCUCGGUCCUUUUACCUUGUACCUACAGUAGCUGUAUUGGCAUCAAGAACCUGUACUUCAACUGGAACUAUAAUGACAAUGGGACAUUGAAUAAGCUAUGUGAAGGAGUCGUUCCAGCUGAGGGUUUGGACGUAAACCAUGUGAUGACAUACCAUGACCGCAUAACGUUUGUGGGCUCCAGUAAGGACAGUAACAUCUCUGUCGUGCUGUCGAACGUCACCUUCGAGGAUGAGGGCGAGUACAUUUGCUUUGCCCGCAACCCCAAAGAGAAGAACCGAAACCACAGUGCCAUAUUCAACCUCAUCGUUGUUGACCAGCUUAAGGAAGUGGACAACACAUUGACAAAAAUCAUUGUGUCUGUGAUUGGAGGGCUUAUCGGCUUGAUCAUCAUAGUCAUGGUAAUAAAGGCAGUCGUCGUCCAUUUUCUCAACAAGGCCCAAGAGAAAAAUAAAGAGUGCCUCGUGAGUUCAGGAAAUGACAACACAGAAAACGGCCUUUCAGGAUCCAAAGCAGACAACAAAGCAUCACCAAAGGCAUAGAAAUCAAGUGUAUGUGCAGAAAUAGGCCAAUGUAUGGAUAUUGUGGAUACAUAAUUAAUGUUAUAAAUAUGGACUGUUUUAUCUUUAUGGAACAAAAUGUUAAUAUGAUAUAUGAUAUAUUCUAUAGAAAACUGCUCAAUAUAUUUUAGAAAUAUUUAGUUAGAUUUUUGGGCUGGACACUUUUUGACAAUGCUUGGUUUGCAAGGGGCUUAAAUAUACUGUAAAGCAAAACUGUAAAUCUGAAAUAUUUCAGUACAGUCUAAAAAAAAAAAGCCUCAGAAGUCAUAAAAUUGCCAUAAAUAUGCUCAGUAUUGAAACACUAGCCAGUGGAGCAGUCUUUGUGACUGAAACUCUUGACACUAAUAGACUCUCUUUCCAUGUUGCUUAGAUACUUAAAUUGGUCUUUUUCAUAAAAUGUAUUUUUUUACAUGUAAAGAUAAUCAUUUACUAAUUAUACCGGUGUUUAUGCAGUUAUUUAUUUUGAAAAAUUAAAAUUUCAAAUUAUUCCCCCUGCAGACAUUUUAAUAUUGUAAUGUAAACAGCAUGUGCACUAUGUUUUGGAUAAAAUGUUAACCAUAAGUGCGAGCAUUAAAAAAGAAAUAGAUCCCAGAUAUUAAGCACCUUAACUAAGAAGUAUCCAGCCCAAAAUCAGAAACAUUUUAUUUGCAAUCACAUGUCCUGGAGGUCCAGUACUCUUUUAGUUAGUUGCCUUCUCUAUUCCAGCACAUGCAAGUUUUCGAAUUAAGAAGUAAACUCAAUUUGUUAGAAAAGAGAAACUAUUUUACGUACCGUGGCCUUCCAGGGCAGUUUAAGUGUAAUAUCCAUAUUUAGCAAAAACACAUGUGCCUGCUAAUGAUUUCAACUUUUCUUGCUUUUUAGGUAGUCUUUAACUGCUAUGAAAACUUAACUGCUAUGAAAGGGGGGAAGAAGAAACUUCUUAUAAAAUAAGUUCCUUAGUACAUUAAGACAAUCCCACCCCUUUAAGGAAAAAAAAGUUUCUUCCCUUCCAAAAAUGAAUGAUUCUUUGUUAUGCUGCUUUUAUCAAGUUAACCAAUGCAAAAAAAAGCAUGUAAAUGAUUCAUAUAUGUGCACUUACCGGCUUACCGCUCCACUCGGAUAAUACGCAGUUAGAAGCAAGACCAGGGCCUUUUACAAUACGAGUGACAUAAAUGUGGGAUUAGGAUGAAGUAGAAAAAAAUAAUAAUAAGAGAGAGAGAGAGAGAGAGAUACGACAAAGUGAAAAAUAUAUAUACAGUAAUAAAAUGAAAAAUGAAAAUCCUUUAAACUGAAAUUAUAUUUAUUACAAAUAUAGUAGGAUUUAUUAUAUUCACUAUGAGCAAAAUGACCAGAAUAGAAAUAUCAAUGAAUGAGACUAGUGUAAAUAAAAGGUGCAUUAGGUUACUGUACAUAUUACUGUAAGUUAUAUAAAUACAUAUUACUUUGCAAGACAUGCUGAAUGUCAGAAACAACUAUUCAGAGACUGAAAUUAUAAUAUAAUAAGAGACCUUUUUUUCAGUACUUUCAUUGUAUCAUACAAAUACAUACUGUACACUCCUCUCUCUCCUUUGCUCUCUAAUACUCUCAUGGUUUACAAAUAUGUAAAGAGACAGAUAUCUAUAUACGUCUUCCAUUAGAGUCGACUCUUAGACUUCAGGGGGCUCUGGUGAUCUCAGUUGUGUGUGUGUGUGUGUGUGUGUGCGUGCGUGCGCGCAUGGGCGUGUGUAGAUUUUGAGAAUUGAUUAUGUUUGGCUUUCUGUCUGGCCAAACUAAAUAAGUACAAAUGGUACUUAAAGUAUUAUUGUGUGGCAGCAAUAACUGCAGAAUUUAAAAAUGGCUUUUUGUGCUGUUUGCUUUUAACCUCUGAGAGUGAGUUAUAUUUCUGUCAAUGCACUGAUGUACAAAGCAUUGUACCGACAUCAUUAACGUUAAGUGUCCAUGAUUCUGACGUUUCAGGAUGCUUUGAUUUCAAAAGGCAAUACUCGUCAGUUACUCGUCUGUUCCAUGAAGACCGAAAUUCCUUUCCUUUGUUGUACAUGUUUCAUUUGGUUUUACCCCACAUUCACACGAGCAGAAAGAGAGAAAAAGGCCAUAAAUUUGUCACUAUGGAAGUCCACAAGAGUCUAGUUUGGCGCAAAAUAUGGCUUGUUUUUAAGCAAAUUCAAACAGGGCAUGAUGGCUGUAGUCUGAUAAAUAAUUUUAAAGGAAUGCACUUACCUUUUUCUUUAAAAUUCUCAAUUUAUCAAAUCAACUUCAAUUGAAAAAGCAGAAAUAAAAAGAAUUAACACAUGCUUGUUGCAUGCAUACUGUAAGUGCAUUGCAAAAAGAGACAAAUUAAUGAGGAAAAACUUGUAGCACACACAGUGAAGAGGGAACGUAGGCUAUGUCAGAACAUAGUUUACUUUUUUUUAUUAUAAAUAAUAUUCGCUUUGAAAUAAUUCAAAAUCAAGUGAAUUAAAUAUUGCUAUUAAAUACGAAUGAUUUGUAUGAACAAAUAUGAAUAGCAAAACUAUUUACUUUAGCUUGCUGUACUUAAAAGUACUAUAACUGGCAGUGCAAACUUAUCGGCUUUUCCUAUAGAAAUUCUUGCAGUCAUUGUUUUAUUGCUCUAGCAUGCCCAAGCAAUAUAGACGUACAGUAAUAUAAAACCAUAAAAAUACCUGAAUGUACUUUAGCUUGCAGUGCAAAUCCAUCAUCAUCUUGUAGCCAUUCUGUUAUUACUUUAGCAUGCAUAAUAUAACACCAUGUUAAAUAAAACAAAAAAAACUAUAAAAGCUUGUAAGGAUGGCUUAGCAGUCAUAUGCUUGCCAUAAUGCCAUAUUACAUGAUAGAAUUUUACAAUAUGAGUAGAGCAAUUAUGAGAUGUUAAAAGAAACGAGUGCCUGCAUGUCUCAAGAGCAUUCUGGUGCAUUUAAAUGACAGUUAUAGUCGUAGUAAGAACACGCUGAUAUUUUUAAAUAGUUUAUUUAUUAUAUUAAUUAUAAUCCUUAAACUGAUGUUAUCAGAGGAUGCUCCAAUCCUGUUGUUGCACCCCCCC